CGUUGAUCGUCAUUCAUCAACUCAAUAGCUGCCGCACCGGAUCCUAUAUUUAUCCAAAAAUUGCUACGUAACUGAAUUUACCUUUUCCCAUACUCCUACAGUACAUAGCAGAAAUAGGGAAAAUUCCCAAUCGCUGUAUAGAAAAUAGGAUUCCUUGAAGUUGUUGAAGUGAAUUGAACGCCAAGAUUUCCUUUUUAUAAUCCCUCAGAUUCAGGGGAACCUUAGACGUGUAUUUCUUUGUUCCUAGUAUUGUUUACAUUGUGUGAAAAUUUAUAUAAAAACAAAUUCGCCGAACGAUUUGGAAUAUUGUUAAUGUAUAUUGUUUAGUGUCGGAACGCAUCUACCCUUGUUUUCGUUUCUUCUCUUCUUUAUUUUUUGUUUUGUUUGUUGAUACGUCGUGUACGUGUGUGUUUGGAAAGGAAUUGUGGUAAAAACCUCUUUUGUUUUUUAUUUAUUUAUUUGAUUUUUUUUUUUAAUUUUCACUUCCAUUACCUGGACUUUUUAUUUUUUUGAUUAUUGUUUUUCUUCUCUCUUUCUCUUUUUCUGUCUGUCUGUCUAUCUCUGUCUCUCUCUCCAUUUUUUACUUUGUACAUUUUUUAUUUUCAUUACAAGGCAGAAACUUUGUAAUCUUUCUUCGGUGUUGUCAUUUACAUAUAUAUACAAAUAUAUAUAUAUAUAUAUAUAUAUAUAUAUAUAUAUAUAUAUAUAUGGUUACUGCUUGCAAUAUGUCUGAACUUCAUUCUUCCCCAAAGUUCUCUUUUCAAGAUAAUCAAUCUCAAGACGAUUCUUCGCCUCUGGAGAAAACAUUCCAAGACAAGGUCCAUAUAGAAGAGACCCCAAAAUAUCCUUUUGAAAGAGAUGCUACUCCCUUACCUCAUGAAGAUGUUGAACAUUCCCAUGAACCCAGUCAUCCUUUGCCCCGUGUUCGAUCUCCAAUUCAAGUAAAUGAUUAUGUGGAUCAUAAACUCGCAGAAGACCGAUACCGAUCAUCUGCUGCGAAAAAUUUUGAACCCAUUUCCAUUCCAAAUUCUCAAAUUCCUUCUGAGGAUGAGGACGAAGACGACCAUAUUUCCUCUCAAGCAUCCACCGCUUUCCGUUCCAAGGAUAAUACCUCGUCUAUUCACCCUCUUUACAAAUUUGAUUUGCCCAGUAACGAGGAAGACUCUGACGACCAUCACCAGGAAUCCAAGCCUUCUUCUCCCAGUGUCUUAAAGACCGUUCGUGGAUUUCCGUCAUCAGAGGAUUUGAUCGGCGAUCCCAAUGAUCCCUAUCGCAGAACCCGUAGAGCUCCCUCCAAAAGUGAUCCUCGCGAAAUUCCUUCCCAAUUCAUAUUUAAAAAACCGGACCAUAAACAUCAUCACAGCAGUCAUCAUCAUCACGGUAAUCACUCAAACUCAAGCUCCUUGUCAUUAAAGUCUUUACUUCAUUCUCAUGAUAAACACGACAAAAGUGACAAGCAUGAAAAGCAUCACAGCUCGUUGGAUUUGCGUCGAUUCUUCAAAUCACACCAAAAGUCUGAUAAAAAGGGUGUCUCUAAAUCAAGAUCAAGUAGUAACAUUCAGGAUGAUCACUUUGGUUUGUUUAAAAAGUAUGGCAAGUUUGGCCGUAUCUUGGGAUCGGGUGCCGGAGGUUCUGUUCGUAUUAUGAAGCGUUCUUCUGAUGGAAAGAUUUUUGCCGUCAAAGAAUUCCGUUCUCGUAGGCCAUCCGAGUCUGAGCGUGAGUAUGCUAGAAAAGUCACCGCUGAGUUCUGCGUGGGUAGUGCUCUUCACCAUACAAAUAUCAUUGAGACCUUGGAUAUCAUAGAAGAAAAUAAAAAAUUCUUUGAAGUUAUGGAGUACGCACCCUACGAUAUGUUUUCAAUUGUUAUGAGUGGACAAAUGACGCUGCCCGAAAUUUAUUGUUGUUUUAAACAACUUCUUUCUGGUGUCGCCUACUUGCAUUCUAUGGGCCUUGCCCAUCGUGAUUUAAAACUUGACAAUCUCGUUGUAGACGAAAAUUGUAAUAUCAAAAUUAUUGAUUUUGGAAGUGCCGUGGUGUAUAAAUAUCCCUUUGAAGCAGACAUUGUAGAGGCGACUGGUGUGGUCGGUUCUGAUCCAUAUCUUGCUCCGGAAACGUUAACCAAAAAGUUAUAUGACCCUCGUGCUGUUGAUAUAUGGUCUUGUGCUAUAAUUUAUUGCUGUAUGGCUCUUCGUAGAUUUCCUUGGAAAUACCCCAAACUGUCAGAUAACUCCUUCCGUUUGUUUUGCAUAAUACCUCCUACGAAAGGUGACUUUUCUGAAGAAGAAGUUUUAAAAUCUAUAAAAGAUAGGGGAUUGGUUGACCCUGGUCACCCAUCCUAUAAACCGCCAAAUACUCAACAACGUUCUGAGCAUCAAGUACAUGCUGGUGGCAAACAAGAAGUUUACGGACCUUGGAGAUUGCUACGUUUACUACCUCGUGAUACUCGUGCAGCCGUGUUGCAUAUGCUUGAUUUGGAUCCCGUUAGAAGAUAUGACAUCCAUAGUGUUUUCGCUGAUGACUGGAUUGCCAAUAUCUCGAUGUGUCAUAUGCAAAAUAACAAAGUGAUUCGUUCUCCUACUCACCUUCACAAUCUUGUGUCUCCUGAAGGCUCUCCAUACCCUCAUGUCAAACGGUAGAGGUAAAAAAAAAAAAAGAAUACAAUAGGUCUAUUGGCGUUGCUUAUUAUGUAUAAUUUUACUGCAUACGGUCAUAUUGUUUGAUCUUGACUACUUUCUGUUUAUAACCAUUUAUUUUGAAUGGAGCUUUGUUAAUUAUCGUUUUGUUGUUUAAAUUAAUGAAAUUUCAUGAAAACGCCUCAUUGUCUUUCUACAUGCUAUUCUUAUUCUAUAAACGAAAAUUAACAUUAGGGAUUAUUUUAUAAGCAAGAAUAGAGAUG
Molecule: messenger RNA, 2896 nt
Organism: Schizosaccharomyces octosporus yFS286
Lineage: Eukaryota; Fungi; Ascomycota; Schizosaccharomycetes; Schizosaccharomycetales; Schizosaccharomycetaceae
Product: HAL protein kinase Oca2
Exons: 2
Coding region: 708-2636 (642 amino acids)
Biological process (GO): intracellular signal transduction; protein phosphorylation
Molecular function (GO): ATP binding; protein serine/threonine kinase activity
Source: RefSeq, a predicted model, not a curated record